AAAAACACUCAACUGUACACAAACCUGCAGGAGAGGAAUAUUUCAAACCGUUCUACGGCAGUUCUUUUGGGGGGGCACGAGUAUGUACAAAACCUGUCACGUGAAGAAAGAAAAGCCUGUGUUCAUCUGUCAACCAAGCAUGCCUUCUACUCUGCAUUGAUCAAUUAAAUGGUGUGACAAGUUUUAAAAGGCCCGUUGUGACAGAAUUCCUUCAGAGAUCUGGAUACAACCUCCACAAAAGAUGGAGGACUCUCCACACUUGUACAUCUCUGAAAUUGGAGACAAUGAGGAUAUGGAGGAGGACGGGGAGGAGGAGGAGGAGGAGGAUGAUGACGACAACAAUUAUCAAGAGGAAACUAACAUUCAGCCAGACAUGGUUAAGUCACUCUACCCUGAUCUUAAUAAAGAUCCCAACCAGGAUACUGAGAGAGAAUGGAACUCUUUUCCUUGCCAGCACUGUGAGAGACAUUUUACCAGCAGACAAGGCUUAGAACGACACAUGCACAUCCAUACUUUGGAGAACAACGAGGCAAACGCAUACAAAAGCCAUCAAAGCAACAUCUCUUUUGGUUCAAAUCCGGGUCAGUCGCAGCAUGAGAAGAUGAAGUCUCUGGAUUCAGUGGGCUCAGUCAUGCAGCUUCACACUUCAUCCCCCACCGCCUCUAAUACUUCCGUUUUGUCGGCCGGUGACCGCAGUGCUCGGUCAGACAAACCAGGAGUAUUAGAGGGGCAUCAUGCUUGCAAGUACUGUGAAAAGAUAUUCACUACAUAUACCAACAAGCGACGACAUGAGCGUAGGAUCCACGAGCAGCACCUGCAAGUCACACACGUGGAAAAACAGCUGGCCCAAGAGGAAAAUCUUCAGAGGAUGCUCAGUGAACCUUCUCAACAGGAAACAGAGAUGGGUGACAAUACAGCACCUGCAGCUAUUCUGGAGAAUGACGUGGAAUGCGCAGAACAAUACAUGCUAGAUGUCUCUAGCAAUAUUUCAGAGAAUCUCAGCUUUUAUAUUGAUGGAAAGAUAGUGUCAACAAGCACAGUCAGUAACUGUGACGUACCCGAUGUUCAUUCUGGUUCUUCAUCCUUAGUCGGACUGGAUGCCCUGAUUCUAGACCCAUCCCAAAUCAGCCAUGUUUUAAAUACAGAGUCAGUUGCAGGCAAAGAGAUACCUGGUCAACCACAGCUCAAGAGAAGAACUGCAACACCACCUCUUUUACCACAAAUUAAAACUGAACUGGAGUCCGAGGUGGUUGUGUCUUCUUCUUCAUCAUCUUCCCUUGUAUCUUCUUUAAUAGAGAAUCUUCUUCCUCAGAAUACCGAGUCCACGGUUGUGCAGAAGGAAAGAACUGUGUUUCUGUCUCCAAAGCUCAAGCAGCUCCUGGAGAAGCAGGAUGGCCUUAAACCGGCACUUGCCCUCAUCACAGAUGGCCAGAAGCCUUGUUCACCCGUCUCUCUUGCUGUCCUGGCUGCUGGAACAGGUAGGUUUAAAAGAAGGACCGGGUCUCCACCAAGCUCUCCACAGCAGAACCCGACAUCUAAAGACGAAACGGCAGAUAGUGGAGAUUGUGACGCCGUAAAUACAGGGCAGAUAGAUAACCAAUAUAGUCCAGCUGUACACCAAACAGCCAAUGUGAAGGAUGACACAACUCCACCUGUGGAACAGCCAGCAGUGAGACCUGUCUCGACAGAGAGCUCGCCCCCUACAGCCGGCGGUAAUUCCUGUAACCAGCAACCACUGGAUCUCUCUAAUACAGUCAAAAGAAAUGAAGACUUAUCUUUAACUGAUGCAGCGCUGGAUUUGAGCUUUCAAAAGAAGACCCUAGGUGAAUCUGAACUGACAUUUGAUUUAGUUUCACAGGCAGUUUUGAAAGCAGGAAAUUCAAGUACAUGCAUGACGGAGACGGCCUUAGUAAAUAUUGGAGAUCAAAAUGUAAGCCUAGGGAAUCCCGAGAUCCCUUUAGUCACAGACUACACAAUACUUACAGGUCCAGAUGUGAUGACCCCAAUGGAGCCCCUGGCAGAGGGACUUGUUUAUGGGCUUGCGCUUCCCUCAAAUUCUCUGACUCCAUCUCCUGCAUCCCUUACCCCUGUUGCCUUGCAGCCAGCUUCACCGUGCACUAUAGCAUUUGCUUCCCCAGCCUCACACACCAUGCUCCCUACUACUUCUUCAUUAAUAACAGUUUUGGCACCAUCAAAUAUGUCUAACCCUUCAAGCCAACCAAUCCAGUUACUAGCCCCUAAUAUAUCUCCCGAGCCCCUGGUUUUCUGCACAGAAAAUGCGUUAAAUUUCUCAGAGUGCGAUUUAACUACCGCAUUUGCUACUGCAGAUUCUGUAAACCCUGUCACUCUCUCCCAAUCCCUUGACCCGACUCUGAACCUGUUUCUCGCUGAUCUCAAUCGGCCCAUCGUUGAGUCCAUUCCUAUGUCAGACGUGCCAUUCACGCCCACCGUAACUCUAACUGAUUCCCUCAUCAACUCUUACAACAUUACUAGCAACACAGUGUUGAUAGAGUGCACUAUAGCUCUUGAAGCCCCAGAAAGUAUGGUCCCCGCUGCAGUUACCUUACAGGAAAACACUGCUGAGCCUCCAGCACCUUCACAGAUGGUUGUUAAUCACAUAGAACAGCAACAGAUUGUAUCAGUGCCCAACCAUCAAACUGUGGACCACACUAUUCUUAUGUCCUCCAUUGCAGAAUCAGUGACUCUCUCCACCACCACCUCAGGGAUAUCUGACUGUCCUACUGUGGGUGAAUCAACUACUGAACCAGAGCAUGUUGUUACUGCAGAGCCACCAACCAUAAAGGAGGAAGAAGCUGCUGACAGCACAGUUCCCAUGCCCGAAAUCUCAUCUAAAACCUCUUCUUCUUCUUCUUCUGAGAAAGCUCAAGAGGAAGAAUCCUCAGACGGCACGCCAAGCGAGGCGCAACAGCAGACUUUCACCAAGAACUUCAUCUGCAAUGUGUGUGAUAAGCUUUUCCAUUCAAUGAAAGAACUGGGCCAUCAUGUAGGCAACCACGCUGACGAAUGGCCCUACAAAUGUGAGUUCUGUGUGCUGCUCUUCAGCAAACCCUGUGCUCUGCUCGAUCAUCGAUCAAGCCUCCACGGUGUCGGCAAGACUUACGUUUGCAGUGCGUGCACAAAAGAAUUUGUCUACCUUUGUAAUCUGAAACAACAUCAGGAAGAGUUGCAUCCUGGCCAGCAGUGUACCUACACAGAAGAAGAAAAGGGUAAACUAAGACCUCAGAACUACAAUAACUCAAUUAAAGUCAACAUGGAGCCAUCAGUGCCCGGUGCUGCAGAGGAAGCCAAGAAAGUGGUGAAAAAGGAAAAAGAUGAAGUAGAAGUGGCUGAUGAAGAACUGUUAUCAACGAUAAAAAUCAUGGCCUCAGAUGGAGACAAAAUCAAGGGGCCUGAUGUUCGUCUUGGCAUUAACCAACAUUAUCCCAGCUUUAAGCCCCCUCCAUUUCCUUACCAUAACAGAUCACCAGCUGGCUCGGUGGCUUCAGCAACAAACUUCACCACCCACAACAUCCCGCAAACCUUUACUACGGCUAUCCGAUGCACCAAGUGUGGAAAGAGCUUUGAUAACAUGCCAGAGUUACACAAGCACAUCCUGGCUUGUGCAAAUGCCAGUGAUAAAAGGAGAUACACGCCCAAAAGAAAUCCCAUCCCACUACGCCACUUUGCAAAAACUCAAAACGGAGUUCUGUCCACCACCAAUUCCACUAACGGACUAAACGCUUCCAACAGAUCCAGUCAGUCAAACCGGUCCAAACCUAGUCAAGAAUCUCCGGUAAACGUGAAGUUCAAGGUGCUGAACAAAAGGAAGAAGAAGUUGGUCCAAAGGGUCAUGCCGCAGAGGAACAAAUCAGCCCCUUCAUCAAAUAAAAUGUCCCGUGCACAUGUGGAUGAGCAGCAGGAGAUCUUUGUCUGCCCGCACUGCAGCAGGGAGUUCACGAUGCGUCGCAGCAGAACCAAACACAUGGCAGUCUGCCCCAAGAAACCUAAAGAGGUGAAGAAAAGGAAAGAAGGAGGAAUCUCUGUGACAAAGGAAAAUGAUGGACACCUGCAUAGAGGGGUGGAAGAGAAACAACAUGCCUCACAUCAGCAUAAAACCAGACUCCAGAGGUCUGGGCCUGCUAAAAGGCCCGCCAUCCUACCUGUACAAACUGUCUUCUCAAACAAGAGAAGUAAGAUCAUUAUAAAAGAGAGCACGCAGCCGAAACAAGAGACACCCACGCUGAAUGAACUUCCCAUCGUUCGCACUUUCAACCCCUCCAUGCGCCAGUACAGCAGAGUGCAGCAUAGCGCCAAAGGAAUCCCCAUUAAAUUCACCAUAGUGAAACCACAACAGGCUCCACCACAGAAGGAUGAGCUGCCUCCAACCGAGAGCCGAGAGCAAGCCAGCGGAGCCGUCACCAGCAGCUCUGAGCAGAGUCCCUCCACCUGAAGACUUCUCUGCAGCCCACCAGCGAUCAUCAGGACACCGCUGUGUGGAGCUCCUCAUACACUCUUGUGUCAUACUGAUACUAAACUGUUAAUCAAAUUGUAGAACCUAUGGACCCAGAUUGCAUCAUGCUGUACAAUAAAUGAGGAUGGAUAAAAUGGACGACUGAGGAUACUGCAGUGAGUGGAUGUAUUCAACUGAGUAUUUGAAUGCUUUUUGUAGUAGCUUGGAGUUUUUUUUUU
Messenger RNA from Anoplopoma fimbria (sablefish), 4689 nucleotides. It is a transcript of the gene prdm2a, whose product is annotated as PR domain containing 2, with ZNF domain a. Gene Ontology annotation, cellular component: nucleus. The record is from RefSeq and is a predicted model, not a curated record. NCBI's taxonomy places the organism in Eukaryota, Metazoa, Chordata, Actinopteri, Perciformes, Anoplopomatidae.